CGAACUUGCUUGGCCUAACAAUUAUUUCUCUAUGCAACCUCAUCAGAGGCUAUUGUGAACAAUGGCAGACCCAUUGUACGAACUACUGGUACCUUACUUUGAUGCACCAUCCCCACGGCCCGCACCAUCGUCCAAGGAUCCAACUACGAGUGCUUACUUGAAUCGAUUGACCACCUUGCCCCUCUCUUCACUCUCUAGUACAGAACCACAAUCACUUUCGCAGAGCACACAUUCUCUCCUCCUCUCUCUCCAAGCACUCUCGAAACGCUCUCACAAAGCGAUCAUCGAUUCCUCCACCCACUUAUCGACUCUUUCCACCACUCUACCAGCCCUCGCUCAAUCCACCGCAUCUCUCCGAGACGCCCUCCCCAAGCUCGACGAUGCCGCAAUCCACUUCAGCGAAACCUACAAUACACGAUCAGAAAAUGCCCUUCUCGACCGACGGCGAAAAGCCUUACUUCUCUCCCGUAACAUCGAUCGACUAUCCGACAUCCUCGACCUACCCACUCUUCUCUCGUCCGCCAUCUCGAACUCAAACACAGCAUCUGCCUCUACGAACACAAGCAGCUCAACUGCUACCUUGAACUACGCUUCAGCACUGGACCUCAAUGCUCAUAUAAGGCGUCUCCAUGCAUUAUACCCAGACUCAGCGCUGAUCUCCAGCGUGGAAAAGCAGUCCGAGGAGGCUAUGCAGGACAUGGCUACAAAUCUGAUUGCAAGCUUGAAGACCAAUUCUCUCAAACUAGCCAGUGCCAUGCGGACCAUAUCCUGGUUACGAAGAGUAGCACCCGAAUUAGAUCCAUCUCCUUCAUCUAGCACUACAAGCACGAACAUGCAUCACGGAGGGCUAGGAGGAAGCAGAGAAGGCAGUCUCGGGUCACUAUUCUUAGUCUGCAGACUGGCCAAUCUACAACAGAUGCUAGGAGCUCUCGAACCCCUACGCGAACUCGCAGACCAAGAAACGUUACGGUUAUCAGACACAGUUGGAGGGAAAGAAAAGAGUAAAUGGGAAGGCGGGCAGCAGACCGAGCGGUAUCUGAAGCGAUACAUCGAGAUCUUUCGAGAGCAGAGUUUCGCGAUCAUUUCUAUGUACAGGAGUAUUUUCCCUCCAGCUACGAACCACGAAGAAGCUCUGUUGAAGGGUCUAGGGAGGGAAGAGAAGAAGACCGAGGAGGAUCCAUUGAUGCCAUUACCAAGUGCCUUGGGCAGUUUUCCCUUACAGUUGGUUGGCAUGCUGGAAGAUACUCUGCGGAAAUACCUCCCAAACGUGAGGGAUAGAAGCAGUAGAGACAGUCUCUUAACCCAAGUCCUGUACUGCGCCGGCAGUCUAGGACGACUCGGCGGAGAUUUCAGCAUGAUCCUCGCCUUCCUAAACGAAGGCGAUGAAGAGACUGAGGAUGAGUGGGUAGAGGUUAUCCGCAAACACAGAGUCUUGGCCGGAAGGUUGGAACUCAUGGUUGGUGCCAGGGAAGGCUAGUGGGUCUGAGCAAGAUAGAGAAGAUAUAUUUCUAGAAUAGAACGAGCAAGGAUUAACCACAUGGUCAAAUGCAGCAGUUCCCAGAGAU
Molecule: messenger RNA, 1565 nt
Organism: Mollisia scopiformis
Lineage: Eukaryota; Fungi; Ascomycota; Leotiomycetes; Helotiales; Mollisiaceae
Product: Dor1-like protein
Exons: 1
Coding region: 62-1477 (471 amino acids)
Biological process (GO): cytoplasm to vacuole targeting by the Cvt pathway; intra-Golgi vesicle-mediated transport
Cellular component (GO): COG complex
Source: RefSeq, a predicted model, not a curated record